GUGUGUGGCGGUGGAGUGUGUAUGCCAUGGCGGAACCGGCGAGGAGACGGGGUCGGAGGCCCCGAGGCGGAGGUGUCGGCCGGGGGGCCCGGGGGACCCAGGGCGGCCGGGGACGGCGUCCUCGAGUCCCGCAGUCCCCAGCCCAGCGCAGUGUGGACCCGGUGCUCGUGGACUUGGUCAGCGAUAGCGACGAGGAUGUCCUGGAGGUCGCAACGGCGCGCGGUGUCGCCGACCCGGCCGAGGUCCCGCCCGCGGAGCCCCCGGUGGCGGCCGCGCCCCGGGACGACAGCGACAGUGAGGGGUCGGACGCGAGGGCUGCGGGGCCCCCGCGGGCCGUGGUCAGGCGGCGGCGGCGGCUGCUGCUGGAUCCAGCGGACGCGCCGGUGGUCCCCGUGUACUCCGGCAAGGUGCAGAGCAGCCUCCAGCUGAUCCCAGAUCACCUGUCCCUUCUGAAACUCUACCCUGAGGGAGAUGAGGACGAGGCGGACGUGGCCGACCCUGGCAGUUCCCAGCUUGAGGAUUCCCCGGCGACCAGCUCUCCGUGGAAGAAGCUGAGGAGUCAGGAUAAGGAGGAAGAGAAGAAAGAGGAGGUGUUUCUGGUACAGGACACCUCCCCUUUGCCUGCAGCACCGCAGAGGAGCAAAAGCAGAAAACACACUCAGGCACUCAGGAAGUUAAGGGAAGUGAACAAGCGCCUCCAAGAUCUGCGAUCCACCCUGAGUCCCAAGCAGCACCGGGCCCCGGGCCCCCCGAGCCCAGACGAUGAGGUGGUUGUCGUGGAGGGGCCCGUCCUCCCGGACAACCCCCGACUCUUCCCGCUCAAGAUCCGGUGCCGGGCCGAGGUGGUCAGGUUGCCCGUGAGAAUGUCGGAGCCCCUACAGAGCGUGGUGGACCACAUGGCUGCCCAUCUUGGGGUGUCCCCAAGCAGGAUCCUCUUGCUCUUUGGAGAGACGGAGCUGUCCCCUACCGCCACCCCGAGGACCCUGAAGCUUGGCGUGGCUGACAUCAUUGACUGUGUGGUGCUGGCAAGUUCGUCGGAGGCCACGGAGACGUCCCAGCAGCUCCAGCUGAGGGUGCAGGGGAAGGAGAAGCACCAGACGCUGGAGGUCUCGCUGUCCCCAGCCUCUCCCCUCAAGACCCUCAUGUCCCGCUACGAGGAGGCCAUGGGACUCUCGGGACACAAGCUCUCCUUCUUCUUUGAUGGGACAAAGCUUUCAGGCAAGGAGCUGCCCGCCGAUCUGGGCAUGGAGUCUGGGGACCUCAUUGAGGUCUGGGGCUGAAACCGCACUCCCUGUUCGGAGGCCCAGGCAGGACUUGGGGAGAUCGCCUGCCCCCCUCACCCGCCCCCCUUUUGCCCAGUAAGUGCUAGCAGAAGCUGCAGAAUUUAACUUUAAGUGGAAACAAAACCAAGGCGUGACCUUUGACCCCCUCUUCUGUCAACGCUGAUAUUAAGCCGUUAACUAGCUGGUUAGCUGUGGUGCUGGUUGGUGGCCAUGGCCUCUGUAAGGAGGAGGAGUCCGCGCCCUAGCCUUUCCCUUCCACCACCACCCUUUCCUUCCUCCCGGUGUGAAAUGCUGCUCCUAUCUGAAGAGGGAGUCGCAGCAGUGAGGGCUGGGUGUGGGCUGCAGCAGUGACCUUGUUCUCCCGGAGCCGGGCCUGGGGUUUGCUUGAGGCCCACAUACCAGUGUGGUUCCGGGAUGGCCCAGCUCUCACCGCCUUAGCUGAAGCUCAGGCAGACAGCUCUUUGGAAGGGUGAAGCCGUGGGUUCUCGGCUCUGGGCACCUUCUCACCCACGGGGCCCCCGUAGAGCCUCCCUUCCGGCCGCGUGCGGCCUCGUGCGCACGCGGCAGACAGCACUGAGCACACCCAGCUCUUGCGUUUUGCAUCUCGGGGCUGAAGACCCAUGUAAGGAUUCUCUGGUCUCAUGGUGUCUGCAAUUCUUCAUGCCUCUUCCAUAGGCACCCGGUCUUAUGUGUUUAUUACCUGUCUUUAUUUUCUUCUUCCUUUCCCCCCAUUUUUCCAUUAUCCGUGUUUUUUUCCCCAUGUCUUUGAAUGUGAAUGUCUCCUUGUAAAAUGUUUUAUGUGUGCACUGACUUCUACUGUACUUGACACGGAACCGUGCAAUCGCUGUUGUCCUGUCUUCUUCACUCACCGUGUGUGAAGACCUAACCCUGUUGCUUAGUCAAGGUCUGCAUCGCUCACUGGCACUGUGUGUGGCUCCCCACGGUGCCACCUGCCACCCGGGGCCUCCUCGGAGCCUGAAGGCGUGCCCAUCUGGGUGCUUCCAACUCUGUGGCACUUGCAAGGCCAUGAUAAAAACCCCAUUCAUGUGGCCCCGUCCGUGCCUGGCUGAGAACUGUAGCACGCGAACCCAGGACAGGAUUACAGGUCAUACAGGCCAGUUUUUCCAUGGCUUUCUAGAUUUUUCUUUAAGGUGGGAUUUGACCCUCCCACUUGAGGUUUGGCUGUCUCGCCACCUUCACCAGCACUCGAUGUCACCCCACACACCCUGGUGCUGUGUUGAACGUGCGCUGAUCUGAUGGCCACUGGUCACACGUGCCAGCCUCUCUGGUGUUCCUGUCUGUGAAUCGCUCAUUUUCUAACGGGAGCUCCUAAUCUCUUCGUGGUUGGUUCUCAGGAACUGCUUGUCUAUUCCUGGGCCAUUGCAAAGAACUCAGAACCGCUCUAUUAUCUGUUGGUGUUUUAGGGCCGGCCCUCCACAAAUAGGCCUUUAGGCCUUAUCGUUUUAUGGUAGAUGUGGGAACUACUUUGUCGUAAAAGUUUGUUGCCUUUUUUUUUUUUUUUUUUUUUCCUGAUUUCUUAUUUCAAAGGAGUUGAGAUGUUUUACAUUUUCUUCUAUUCGCUCAUUGGUUGGCCCUUCUACACAGAGGCCACUAACCAGGGCCGAAGCCAGCUGGUGCCCCCUGGUGCUUUGCCCGGGCUGACGUCGGUUCUGGUUCCGAUUGGUGGAUGCUAGGCCCUCGUGGUUGCUAAACCCUGAAUGUCCCUUUGUAAACGAUUUGAUUCGCACCUUUGUAUCUGAGACCAAGGUUUAUUUCGCAACCUGGGAUGAGCCAGUUUUCUCAAUACCGUCUACUAAAAGCCAUUCACUGAUAUGUGCUAUGAUUUAGCAAAAGUAUGUCAACCGCUGAAAACGUUUCUUUGUUGAAUAUGGAAUUCCUGUUGAGUUUGAUAACAUUUAGGUGACCCAUGAUAGUGCUGCAGUUUUUUGGACCUUUCAUGUCCAUGAAUAAGCCUGACACAUUAAAAUUAUGUCAUCAAUCCCAGCAAAAUAAA
This is a messenger RNA of Lepus europaeus (European hare), 3297 nucleotides long. It is a transcript of the gene NFATC2IP, whose product is annotated as nuclear factor of activated T cells 2 interacting protein. The record is from RefSeq and is a predicted model, not a curated record. Lineage: Eukaryota; Metazoa; Chordata; Mammalia; Lagomorpha; Leporidae. Gene Ontology annotation, biological process: positive regulation of transcription by RNA polymerase II; cytokine production. The transcript has 8 exons. The coding region runs from base 27 to 1280 and encodes 417 amino acids. Gene Ontology annotation, molecular function: protein binding.